AUGACGACGUACGCAGCUCAUGUCCCGCAGCAGACGACCAUAUCCGGCAACUCCUCUCUUCCCAAGACGUCCACCGCCAUCGAGGAACUCUUACUUUCUGAGUCGCAGAGACAACUCAUUAGCCAAAUCGUCGGCACCUCCUUCAUACCCAUCAUCUUCCUGCUGGGCUCUGCAGGUAAUGUCAUCACCCUAGCGGUUCUAUUCCGACAGGGGUUGCGGGACACCACCAACCUGGUCCUGAGCGGCCUGGCCUUUGCUGACCUUGUUUACAUUGCCUCUCAUUCCAUCCCACAGAUCUCCUACUUUGUUUACUCGCUGGACGAAGGGCUGGCCACGGCCUGGCGCCUCGGCAGCACCAUGGCUCUGCAGCACGUUUCGUUUGCGUCGGGACGGAUCGCGGCCCUCCUCGUCUGCCUCAUCGUCACCGAGCGCUACAUCGUCGUCGCUUUUCCGUUGCACGCGCCCGGCAUCGUCACCAAACUGCGCAUGCGUCUUGCUUUCGGCUUUAUCUACCUUGCAACCACGGUGAUUAGCCUGCCGUUCUUUCUGUCAUCAGACAUUUACUACACCUACAGCACCACCUACAACAGGUACAUGCCGACAAGCUGGGUCACGCAGUUCGGGUAA
Molecule: messenger RNA, 627 nt
Organism: Pomacea canaliculata
Lineage: Eukaryota; Metazoa; Mollusca; Gastropoda; Architaenioglossa; Ampullariidae
Product: growth hormone secretagogue receptor type 1-like
Exons: 1
Coding region: 1-627 (208 amino acids)
Biological process (GO): G protein-coupled receptor signaling pathway
Cellular component (GO): plasma membrane
Molecular function (GO): G protein-coupled receptor activity
Source: RefSeq, a predicted model, not a curated record